AUGCGACUGCCAUGUGCUCCUAGCCGUGCACUCAGAGCAGUCCGGACGCCAUUGGCGUUCGCUCGCAAUGGCCAGUGGCACUCGCUGCAUACCGGCACUUAUAAUGCUGCGGUCAUAGGAGGUGGUAUCACAGGCCUAACAACAGCUUUCCGCCUAACACAGGACCCAGCAUGUUCCAAAAUCGCACUCUUUGAGGAAGCCCCUGAAGUAGGGGGGUGGAUGAGCUCUUCAGUAGUCAAAGAUCCUGCUGGGAACCAGGUCGUCUUCGAAGACGGGCCGCGGACCUUGCGGGCUGUGGCACCUGCGUGUCUUCCGCUUCUUGACUUGCUAGUCGAGCUCGAUUUACUAGACGAUGUACUCAUAACCAGCAAAACCUCCCCGGCCGCCACGAACCGUUUCAUAUACUACCCAGAUCACCUUGUUCGCCUACCGACCCCUGAUCCCCGGAGCGGUUUCUUCGGGCACGCUUUCGAAUUAAUUAGGACGGUGUUCACGGAACCCCUUUUCGAGAACGCAGUGUGGAAUAUCCUCUCGGAGCCGUUGAAGCCGCGCCCGGAGCGCAGGCCUCAGGAUGAAUCCCUCGCGGAAUUUUGGUCACGGCGGCUGUCCCCCGAAGUCGCGGAUAACCUGGUGUCUCCAGUAUUCCAUGGCAUUUUUGCGGGUGAUAUUGACCGUCUGAGCGCUCAGUACUUGAUGGGAGCAGCUCGGGAAAUGGAAAACCAUGAACGUCGCGUGAUCGGGGGCUACUUGGACACCAUGUCAUCGGGAGUCAAAUACAUGGUGAUGGAUGACCUGCUGGCUUUGCAUUCGCUGUCGAAGACUAAGCAGAAGGCAUACUGGAGGAGUCUCCAGACGUUGAUCAGGGGGGCUAGUGUCUUGACGUUCAAGAAUGGGACGCAACAGCUUGCUCAUCGUUUGGCUGAGGUGUUGCGCCAGUCUAACAAAGUACGGUUAUUAACUGGCACCGAGGUGACGGCCAUCAGCCAGAAUCCGGAUACUUCUGACUUGACCGUCCACUAUGGAGAAAACAAGUCUGAAUCCUACAACCGUAUCAUUGCUACAAACCCGGCCCCCGAUCUCGCAGAGAAAUUGGCCAAGCCUAUCAGGCCGGGACAGCAACUCCCGCAAAACUCGAUACGCCACUUGAAGGAGCACAAUUACGCUGUGACGGUGGCAGUCGUUAACCUCUUCUUUGAGACGCCUGACCUACUCCCCGUUCAGGGUUUCGGAUACCUGAUCCCGCGGUCCAUCCCAUACGAACAGAAUCCCGAAAGGGCGCUGGGCGUGAUCUUUGGGUCUGAGACCAGUAUAGGCCAAGAUACGAGAGACGGCACAAAGGUCACGGUGAUGAUGGGCGGUCAUUGGUGGGACGGCUGGAAGGAAUCCGACUAUCCCUCCACCGAAGCCUCCAUUGCCAUGGCCCGUGACGUACUCGCAAGACAUCUUAACAUCACCGAGGAACCUAUAUUGGUUGGGGCAAAUUUGAAGAAGAAUGCCAUUCCACAGUACACCGUGGGGCACCUGUCGCGCAUGGAGGAAUUAUCAGAAGCUGUCCGCCAUGACUUCAAGAACCGGCUGACUCUGGCUGGAAAUUGGUACAAUGGCAUCGGGGUGACGGACUGUAUUCGGCAAGGAUACAUGGCUGCGUCGUAUGGCGUUGGUGCAAUGAAGCUCGACGCUCCGAACCGCAAUGUCCCGUGGGUAAGGCAUAACUGGGAGAAUUGGGAUCUGGAGGGAGGUAUUCCAAUGUCCCCUGUGCGGUGGACGGAUACCUUUGCAUCGGAGCGCAGUCAGUUCUACUGA
This is a messenger RNA of Aspergillus clavatus NRRL 1, 1803 nucleotides long. RefSeq names its product oxygen-dependent protoporphyrinogen oxidase (gene hem14). Gene Ontology annotation, biological process: heme biosynthetic process. The transcript is spliced from 3 exons. The record is from RefSeq and is a predicted model, not a curated record. Gene Ontology annotation, cellular component: mitochondrial inner membrane. Bases 1 to 1803 code for a protein of 600 amino acids. Gene Ontology annotation, molecular function: protoporphyrinogen oxidase activity, oxygen as acceptor. NCBI's taxonomy places the organism in Eukaryota, Fungi, Ascomycota, Eurotiomycetes, Eurotiales, Aspergillaceae.